UCGUCCAGAAGAAAGAGACCUCUACUCUCCUCCAUCUCUUCCGCCGGCGGCAUCCCCCAAUCUCACGGCUCACGCCACACUGCCGCUCUUCCGCGCCCUUUGCUACGACCCGCACCUCGUUGCCCGUUGCUCCUCCCCUCACUGCCACGACCGCGCGCCUAGCCAUCGGAGCUCCACCUCCCUCGAGCCUUUCGAUCUGCAUCUCAGGAGCACACGGGGGAGAGGCGCUGUGCUUGUUACCGGACCAAGAUCGGCACGUCCAUGUCCUCUCCAUCCACGACCAUCAGGAGGAGGUCGAGCAGAGCAUGGAGUCUCCAGCAGGAGAGGCGCUGAUUCUGCUGGGUCGGCCGGCCGCGCGGUGUGAGUGUGGGGAAGAUGGAGAGACGGCGAGUGGAGGAGUGGCUGCCGGAGAAGGUGAGAAGAAGGAGACGCGGCGCGAGGCCUCUCGGCCCGCGCGCCGGGGGGUCAACAGGGUCGUCUUCGAGCGCUUCACGAAGCGGGCCGUCAAGACGGUGGUGCUGUCGCAGAAAGAGGACAGGGGCUCGAGGAGGGCGACGUGGCGCCGCGCCACCUGCUGCUCGGCCUCGUCGCCGAGGACCGCUCCAUGGGGGGUUCCUCUCCUCCAGGAUCACCGUCGAGCCCGAGCGCGAGGAGUGCCGCAGCCGCCCAGAAGGCGUCCAGGCUCGACACAGACAUGCCCUUCGACAGGAGCUGCAGGUGCGUCUUUGAGGUGGCCGUCGAACUGUCCAGGAACAUUGGCUGCAGCUUCAUCUCCCCCGAGCACCUCACCAUCACGCUCUUCAGUCUCGACCAUCCCACCACCAACAAUCUGGUCAGAAGGUCCAGGAUCUCCUUGUAUAUCAUCUGCAAAGACUACAAGUUCUUCCUCGGCCUGCUGUAAGCCAUGGUUCCCCAUCUUUCUUCUCCCCUCUUGAUCUCUUAUACACGAGUGAGUAAUUUUCCUUUUGCUCGCAUGUGUCAUGUGGUCACUUGAAACAGAGCAAUAACUCUGCUUGUAAGGAUCAGAAUUUCAGGUUUUUGGCUGAACUUUCAAUUGUGGCCCAAUUUUGUUGAUCCUCACGAUUUGGCGAUCCAUUGUGCCCUGUCAGUUCAGCAUCAGAGCAUGCCUGCACGCCGCAACCUUCCUGCUUACCAAUUAGGUUCCAUGCAUCCAAAACCCUCUGACCUGACAUGAUCCGUGUGAUGAAGAGAUGUUUCACCUUUUCUCGACUGCAAAUCUACAAUGGCCCAAAAGAGGGAUCCAUCACGCCGGUGGACUUUCCUUGCCACUCUGGGAAGGGUUUUCACGUUCCAUUUCCAUCCAUCAGCUUUUCAGUUAGGGUGUUAUAGGGGUGAACAAACAAGUACAUACGUAUCAACGUAAAACAGUUCAAAGAUUCUGUAGACCGUAAGAACAGGUUCAUUACACAGUCUCUAACUUCAUAAUGAAUAUCACAUGAUCAUAACAAACCUGAUAAGAAUCUCAAUGUUUCUGAACUUCUAAUCAUGUGUUUGCUCUUAGUUGCCUUACAGUCUCAUUUGUUUUAUCAGAAAUUGUGCAGAUCAAUUGAUCUGCAAGUUUGAUUCGUCGUUUGAUCUGUUCAGCGAGUCGGCUCUACGACUAAGGUACACUUUGCACUUUGUUUCAUGCGACUUCUGUUACUUGUUCUUGGAUUGUGUAUGUUUGUUCACAUAUAUUUUCCUUGCACCAUUUGUGAUAUUGUUUAUGCUACGCGUCAAGAAACAAGGGACAUGAAUUCCACCGAUUGUGCGCUUCUUGUUAAUGGUCAUGCCACCGAGCGAUGAGGAGGCACCGCUGAGCGCGCUGCAGAGGCACUGCGGCUGGGACUGCAUGACAGACCCGUGCUGCGAGCAGCAGGACUUGGUGGGUGCCGUGUCGUUGCCGCUGAUGUAGUUCAUGCACGAGUACAGCCCAACAAGCGCCGCAGUACACCUGGACUGUGCCGACGCCAUACGCCACCAGUAGGGCCGCCACCGCCGCUGCCAGCAGGAUAGUGCUGUUGUUUGAGAUGGUUCUCACUGCUUGGAUUGCUAGUGAAGAGAUGCCUUUUUCUUGGGUUGGAUGCUUUGCAUCUAGAUGUUGACUGUGCUUUUGGCAUUCGAAUAAGUGUGUUCUUAUAGGAGUGGUUAUUAUUGGGGAAUGUGGAUUCAGUUGGGUUUGCUGUUGAGCUACUUCCUACUUUGCAACGAAAUGAGUUCAUUCUCUGAAUUCCCGCAGUUGUCGUGCACUACUUCAGAAAACUAUCAGAUAUGUGGCUGCUAAAAUAGUUGUGUUCAGACAGAAAGGUGGAUCAGGCCGGUGCUCGUCCAUUUCUGUAUUGGAGUUUAUACACAGCUUGCCUGACGCACUAUGGAACAACACUGAUAGCUGCAGUUGACAAUAGUAGGGGUGGUAGGGCGAAGUUUUCCAUUUGCAAGCAUCUGGUAGUUUGAUUAUUGAUGGUGAUAAGAUGGUUCUGCAGCGGUUGACCGGACAACGCCGACCUGGAUAGUGAGGCCAUUCAUGUACAUCAUCUUAUCCUCUCCACUCUUUGUCCUCUUUUCCUCUGAUUAUGCCUGUAACGGAAAUGCUUAUUUGAAACAGAAUUGAUCUGUCUCUGCAUUUCGUUUUGCUUUGCCCUCCUUUUGCAAGGAUUUUUAUUUCAAGAUCAUGUGCUAGCUUGUUCCUAAGAACAUUUUAUCUUUUGUCUUUUUAGGGAACAUUUAGAUUAUGUCAAGAAGGUCGAUAAAGAGGUAGGAACUGAUUUGCACCAUGCCAUUCCUUGCAAAAAGUCUAAUUAGUCUUCACCAGGUGUAUUAAGUUUUCAAUGUAAAAACAUCAGAAUAUCUUUUCAAGUU
This is a messenger RNA of Triticum aestivum (bread wheat), 2859 nucleotides long. RefSeq names its product chaperone protein ClpD1, chloroplastic-like. The record is from RefSeq and is a predicted model, not a curated record. The transcript has 2 exons. NCBI's taxonomy places the organism in Eukaryota, Viridiplantae, Streptophyta, Magnoliopsida, Poales, Poaceae. Bases 605 to 901 code for a protein of 98 amino acids.